Messenger RNA from Myxozyma melibiosi, 2227 nucleotides. RefSeq lists its product as uncharacterized. NCBI's taxonomy places the organism in Eukaryota, Fungi, Ascomycota, Lipomycetes, Lipomycetales, Lipomycetaceae. Gene Ontology annotation, cellular component: membrane. Bases 330 to 1745 code for a protein of 471 amino acids. The transcript has a single exon. The record is from RefSeq and is a predicted model, not a curated record.
GCGCCUGGGUCAGGUCCGAGCAGGGUUUGAGAAGCCACGUGAUCUCGGCCAAACUCAAAUCAGGUGACGUUGCCAGUUCCAAAUCGGGGCCGCGCUCAGCCGGACAGCCGAAAGGGUUUUGUGUCCAAAUUAAGUUUUUCUUUUCUGAGUGAUUUGCUCGUCCGUCGCUCAGCCAUCACCGCUCUCGUCGCCUGUUUUGGUGGUCCUUUUUGUCUCUUUCUUCUCCUCUUCUCUUCUCUACUUCUCUUCUUCUUCUUCUUCUUCUUCUUCUUCUUCUUCUUCUUGUUCAUCCUCAUCUACCUCGUAUCAUUCAUCACCUCACCUCCGCGAUGGUCUCCAUCCGCUCCCCCUCCCCUCCCCCAGACCUCUUCCGUAAAGGCCCCUUUCCCUUCCCUCCCCCCGACUCCGCCUUCUUCUCCGCAGACUCACCACAUCCCGACUUCGCCCCCUCCUUCCCCCCCGGCGGCGGCCCUCCUCCCCCUCCCUUCCACGGCGGCGCCCCCGGCCACUUCCGCCCCGACAAAAACUCCUUCGGUGCCGGCUCACACGCGCCCCCCUGCUCCGCUCCCGGCUCCGCGAUCCCCCAACUCAUCGUGCUCGUCUACAUCUUCGCCAUCUUCUUCCUCGUCAUCUCCCGCCGUCUCGAGCGCCCGCGCCGCCGCCUCUCCACAUGGGCCAGCGACUGCCUCCGCCAGAUCGUCGCCUUCGCGGCCUCGAACUUUGCAGUCAUCGCCGUCCUCAGCUCGACCCACGCCCCCGGCCAGGUCCCGUUCGCGUCCUCGCCCGUGCUGUCGUGCCGUGUCCCGACCGUCGCUGAUUUUCUUGAUACCACGCUCGGCUUGAUGCUGUUCUGGCCGGUGCACACGGGACUCUACGCGGUCCUGCGCCUCAUCCCGGCCUUCAAAUCCCUGCGCUCGGGCGUCUACCAGUCGUCGGUCUCGCUCUUCUUCCUGCAGACCUCGCUGCUCGCGCUGUGUCUUCUCAUCGCGAAACUCACGGUCGCGACGAUGGUCACCGAGUUCAUCGGCCUCGAUACCAUGGUCGUAAACGUCCUCCUGCGGUGGACAUGGCACAUCGGUCCCGGCGCCGAGGUACUCAUGAUCAGAGCGGUCUACCCGCUUCUCUUCGCGACCACGCAGCUGCUCGUCGUCGACCGCAUCAUCCGCCACAAGUCGCACUCGCUGCUGCGCAAGACCAGCGCGGAUUUCUGCGACGAGGCGCAAGAGCCCAUGAUUCAGAGCGACAACUACUACAGCUUUUCCUCCGCCGCGCCUGGCGCGUCCACCGUCGCCCCCACCCCUGCUCCUGCUACCGAGCAGCGGGCGCCGCUCGAGGUCCUCACCGUUGACCCGCGCACAUCCGCAGACCUGCCGUCGUGCGACUUCUUUGAAGCCUCGCCCUCGCCGUCGACACACUCCUCCUCUUCCUCAUCCUCCUCCUCCUCCGACGCCUCCUCAACCUGCUCCUCCCCGUCCUCCAUCUCGUCAUUCACCUCCUCAAUCACAUACACAGACAACCUCCCCGACCGCUCGCAAAUCAUGAACGUCCUGCUCACACCGCCCGACCUCGCUCCCGCAGCCACAACCCCCGCUCCGCCGGACUACCCGCUCGCCCUUCCCGAGGACGAGGACCACGCCGGCGAGGAGCUGCCGACUUAUGACGACAGUCAACGGCAGGCGCUGCAGGUUCGCGAGCGCGAGAGACAGCGGGUGAUGGACGUCAAGCGUCAGCAGAAUCUGCUGUAGACAGUGCUUUAACUUCUUUUUUUAUUUUUUUACAACUUACGAUUUGAAUACGAGGAAAUACCAAAACAACAAAAAAACACACAGAUAUAUCUUUCAUAUUUUUUAUUUUGCUGGACUGGUUUUUUAGGGAAAAUUUAGCCGGAGUACUCAUCUUUUUUUUUCUUUUUCAUAUACUUCUAUUUACGAAUGCCAGAAGUGCAAUCUUUAGUUUUUGUUUUCUGAUGAUUUGUUUGUGCUUGGUUUUCUUGUUCUGCUAUAUUAUUUCUACUUUUGUGUUUUCGUUUAUGUUAUUACUAUGUGCUUUUGCUGGACCAGUACGUUUCGUCAUGUCCUCUAGCGGUUUGGAUCGUGACGUAUGGCUGUGACGUCGGUUUGCUUCCCGGUUUGUUUCUACGUGCUACGUUGUUUACGUCUAAUAGGACUUUGAAUAUACAUUACUUUAACAAUAGCUCGAUUGAUUGCAUGUAGGGAGAUUUUACAAU